Aspergillus alliaceus is the source of this 1491-nucleotide messenger RNA. Its product is annotated as FTR1 family protein. Lineage: Eukaryota; Fungi; Ascomycota; Eurotiomycetes; Eurotiales; Aspergillaceae. Gene Ontology annotation, molecular function: ferrous iron transmembrane transporter activity. The record is from RefSeq and is a predicted model, not a curated record. Gene Ontology annotation, cellular component: high-affinity iron permease complex; plasma membrane. The coding region runs from base 278 to 1393 and encodes 371 amino acids. The transcript has 4 exons. Gene Ontology annotation, biological process: iron ion transmembrane transport.
UCUCACUCCUCGUUUACGGUUACUGGAUUCACUCGGGGGAUUUAUUUUUUAUUUUUGGCUUUAAUUAUGAUUAUCUUCCCGUUGUGUUAUAAUCAAUCAAUCAGAUAAUCUAUUCCCCGAUUUGGACUGGUAGUGGCUCUCUUUUGCUUUUGUCUUUUAUUUAUUUUACUUAUCAACGGCUGGGCUGUCCGCAAGUAUUUAUGCGUUGUUCUUGUUCUCCUGUCCUCCGAUAGAUCUUCAGCCCUCUUUCAUCCUCUUUCUCCCCUCCUUAGGCAACAUGACCACCGACGUAUUUGCAGUUCCUAUAUUCUUUAUUUGCUUUCGAGAAUGCGUUGAAACCAGCAUCAUUGUUUCCGUUUUACUCGCCUUUAUCAAGCAGACACUGGGAUCGGAUACUGAUGCUGUUACUCGCAAAAAACUGGUCAAACAGGUAUGGUGGGGAGUUGCCAUCGGGCUGUUUAUAUGCCUUUGUAUUGGAGGAGGUAUGAUUGGGGCCUUCUAUGGGUACGGUAAGGACCAUUUUGCUAGUACAGAGGAUCUAUGGGAGGGCAUCUUCGCCUUAGUAGCCGCCGUCAUCAUCACCGUCAUGGGAGCAGCCCUCCUGCGGGUGAAUAAACUGCAGGAGAAAUGGCGUGUCAAGCUGGCCCAGGCGUUAGAGGCAAAACCCCAGUCCCAAGGAAGAAUGAGAGAGAAGAUCAAGCAAUGGACACAAAAGUAUUUCAUGUUCAUCUUACCCCUGAUCACGGUUCUCCGAGAGGGCCUUGAGGCAGUGGUGUUUAUCGGGGGUGUUAGUCUCAGCUUCCCUGCCAGUGCGUUCCCUCUCCCUGUAUUCACUGGGAUUUUGGCUGGUGUGGUGGUGGGCUAUAUCAUUUAUCGGGGCGGGAACCAAACCUCCCUUCAGAUAUUUAUGGUCAUCUCGACAUGUCUACUCUACCUGGUCGCUGCUGGACUUUUGUCUCGAGGCGUUUGGUUCUUGGAGAAUAAUACAUGGAGUAAUCUCAUCGGCGGCGAUGCUGGAGAAACAGGGGCCGGUCCUGGAUCUUAUGACAUCCGCCAAAGUGUGUGGCAUGUGAAUUGCUGCAGUCCCCUGGUGAAUGGUGGCGGAGGAUGGGGAAUUUUCAAUGCCAUCCUUGGAUGGCAAAAUUCCGCAACCUAUGGUUCUGUCAUCUCCUACAACCUCUACUGGCUGGUGGUCAUCGUCUGGUUCGUUGUAAUGCGGUACCGGGAACAACACGGAAGUUGGCCAUUAGUGGACCGCUUGGUUCGGCGAUACAAAAGCCAGAAGGCUGAGGGAGGUGCGAUACAUUUCGAGAGUACAGCAGACAUCGGAGACUUGACUGGUAACAAAGCCUCAGGGAGUGGAGUAAUGCGUCUCCAUGCCACUGAAGUCUGAUGGGGUAGACGCAUGGUGUAGAAUUGCGUUUGUGUUGGCAUAUGUCUGCUCUGAGUAUGGGAUAGUGUAUCGGACUCCAUCCGUUGACCCCUCGUGAG